Molecule: messenger RNA, 1689 nt
Organism: Amphibalanus amphitrite
Lineage: Eukaryota; Metazoa; Arthropoda; Thecostraca; Balanomorpha; Balanidae
Product: ubiquitin carboxyl-terminal hydrolase 37-like
Exons: 1
Coding region: 1-1689 (562 amino acids)
Biological process (GO): protein deubiquitination; G1/S transition of mitotic cell cycle
Cellular component (GO): cytosol; nucleus
Molecular function (GO): cysteine-type deubiquitinase activity; cysteine-type endopeptidase activity
Source: RefSeq, a predicted model, not a curated record
AUGUCUCCCGACGAGGGGGCGGCUCGCCGCAUCCGCCCAAGGCCAGGCGUCCGCGACCGUCGCGAUCGGUUGAGCGGGCGUCCAGCUGCCCGGACCGCGCCGACGAAAACUUGGAGCGGCUCGCGGUUCGCCGCCAGUCAACAGAUGCGGCCGCCGUCGUCAUUGCGCAAGUCCAGUGAGGGCGGGAAGAGCCUGCAGCUGCACUGCGGUAAGGCGCAGACGGACAGCCGCGACCUGCAGCUGAUCCCGACCAUCCGGCCCCUAGACUCCGACAAGGACGGCAAGGACCCUCUGCAUAUCGGCCUACCCAACUACGGGAACUCCUGCUAUCAGAACGCCACCCUGCAGUCGCUGCUGGGCCUGCGACCGUUCGUUAGUGAGAUGGUCUCCCUGAUCUCGGACCCGGGUGUGAGCGGCCAGUGUCGCACGCUGCGCGCCGUCGCCAAACUGAUGGUGCUGCGCCAGAAGGCGCUUAGCAAAUCAGUCUUUAGCCAUCUUAACGACCUACGCGACGUGUUCGCCGAAAUUGAUCCGGCGUUCCGAGGCAUCGAGAUGCAGGACGCCAACGAGUUCUUGCUGCGCCUGCUAGACACCCUGAAGGAAGAGAUCGACGCACAGCGGCCGACCGACAACCCGGUGCGAGACAACUUUCAGUACCAGACCAUCGAGAGCUACAUGUGCACCAAGUGUCAUGAAACGGUACUGAAACAACAAGAGAACAUAAGCUGGUUUGUCAGCGUGCCGCGCCACCAGGGCACAGAGGCGCCCACGCUGCAGGACGCGCUGCGGCUGUGCAUGCGGCCUGACCGGCGCGAGCUGCUCUGUCAGCACUGCCGCCAUGACGAGUGCCGCGUCACCACCAAAAUAAGCCAGCUGCCCAGGACGCUGAUACUCCAGCUCAACCGGUACGCCUUCCUUGGAGGAAAAUCGAUAAAAAUCCGUGCCAAUGUUGACAUUCCGAAGAUCCUUUCGCUAAACGAGUAUGUCGCGGACGACGUCACCCGGCCUCCCGAGUGGAAGUGCUCAAAGCCUUCCCGAUGCACCCUCCCCGAGUUCGAGGAGGCUGAGGCGCCCAGCUCGGGUCCGUCGCCGCCGGCCACCGCCCGGGGACCGUCUCCAGUACCGGCCGCCACCGCCGGCCUGCCAGAGUCCGCCGCCGUCGGCUCGCCGGUGGCGACCGGAGCCGCGGCGCCGGCGCGUCCCAUGUCAGCGACCGGUGCCGAGCCGCCGCCGUUGCCGCCAGCCCAGGCCGAGCUGGUAGCGCAGGACGCCGACCCCGAGUCCAAUCCGGCGCGGACCCGCGAAGACCGCGAGCUCAAGGAAGCCAUGAUGAGGUCGCUGGAGGAGGGAGCGCCGGCCGACGCCGCGGAGCAGGUACAUUUCCCGAAGUCCUGCGUGGAAGACGACCAGUCUCUCUGCUCAACGGACCUGGCCGGCGACUUUACCUACCGACUGGUGAGCGUCGUCAGCCACCACGGCGGCAGCACGCACUCCGGACACUACGUGUCGGACGUAUACAGCGUCGGCAGGGACCGAUGGUACCAUUAUGACGAUCGCCGAGUCAGCUGCGUCGACGAGGCCGAAGUUUUGGGCGAGGGACACCAGAGAAACGGAUACAUAUUCUUCUACCUCCACAAAAACCUUUGCAACCAAGCAGUCAGCGUGGAGGGAGCCGGAGGGGCGCUGUGA